Hippocampus comes (tiger tail seahorse) is the source of this 1245-nucleotide messenger RNA. RefSeq names its product polymerase (RNA) III (DNA directed) polypeptide H (gene polr3h). The transcript has 7 exons. The coding region runs from base 367 to 1029 and encodes 220 amino acids. Lineage: Eukaryota; Metazoa; Chordata; Actinopteri; Syngnathiformes; Syngnathidae. Gene Ontology annotation, molecular function: DNA-directed RNA polymerase activity; DNA binding. The record is from RefSeq and is a predicted model, not a curated record. Gene Ontology annotation, biological process: transcription initiation at RNA polymerase III promoter; DNA-templated transcription. Gene Ontology annotation, cellular component: RNA polymerase III complex.
AGCAAAGGUUAGUGAACCAAGAUCUUACCUUUUUUUAACGUAAUCGAUCUAAAUUCACCUGAUUGUGCAUGCAAGCAUUUCUAAAGUUGGCCUACUUACGAGCCCAUUAAUAAGUAUACAAAGUUUUUUUAAAAAAUACAUCUGAAAAGGACAGAUUAUAAAUCUAUAAUUGCCAAUGAUCAGUGCUUGACAUCAGACAUAAGAAAAACACCACUGUACCUUUAAAUUUCGUGACGUCAGGUUUUUAUGUCGUAAACCUACCAGAACUGGCGUAAAAUAAUUAACUAUAAAUAAAUCACAUGGUGGCACCAUGUUUCCUGCGCCAUCAACAACAACUUUGCGUUUGUUUUGGCAUGCUUUCAUUAGAUGUGUUCGAUAGUUUGCACCAUGUUUGUGUUAGUGGAGAUGGUGGACACAGUCAGGAUCCCUCCGUGGAACUUUCACAGACAGCUCAACGAGGCUGUUUCCGAAGAGCUGAACAAAAAGCUGGCUAACAAAGUGGUCUACAAUGUCGGCCUCUGCAUCUGCUUGUAUGACAUCACAAAACUGGAAGAUUCCUACAUUUUCCCAGGGGAUGGUGCCUCGCACACUAAGGUUCAUUUCAGGUAUGUUGUUUUCCACCCGUUUCUGGACGAGAUACUGGUCGGCAAGAUCAAGUAUUGCAGUCAGGAGGGCGUUCAUGUGACCAUGGGCUUCUUUGAUGACAUUCUCAUCCCGCCAGAGUCUCUUCAACAACCCACUAAAUUUGAUGAAGCCGAGCAAGUUUGGCUUUGGGAAUAUGAGACAGAUGAAGGCGCACAUGACCUCUACAUGGACCAGGGAGAGGAGAUCCGCUUUCGAGUGGCGGAUGAGAUAUUUGUAGAUACGUCACCAACGGGCCCGACGACUGACACGCCAGCAGCCGAACCUGGCCAGCAGCCGGCUCCGCCUCCGGCACAAGAUACCGGCGAGAAGAAAGAUGCGCCAUAUACUCUCAUAGGGACCAUUUGUGAGCCAGGCCUGGGGCUGCUGUCAUGGUGGAACAACUAGCAGGAAGAGGAGAUCAUUUGGACGAUCAUCAUCAUCAUCGGUCUGGGAGACUUGUGGUUGGAUCAAAACGAGCAAAUUUAGCAGACUAAAACUGAACAUUGGUGACAGAACACAGUGACAGAUCGCACUGAGGAAAAUCUUGGGCAAAAUCCACCUAAAAGACAUGCAAGCAUCAUGUUUAUUAUGAAUUCAUCUUUGUGGUAUCUUCCAUGCGAA